GUCAUAAAGCUGCGCCGCACUCCUGCAUCUGUUGUGAUUCGGCUGAAGAAAGGACAAACACACAGAAAAACUCCUGGUGAAGCGACUGAGAUUCACGUUACACUACUAUAAAGAUGGCGUUUAUUAAAGAGGAGAGUGAAGACGUGAAGAUUGAAGAAACAUUGAUAGUGAAACAUGAAGAAACUGAGGAACACACAGACCUGACGGCGUUGAAAGAGGAGAGUCAAGAACUCAAUGAAGUGGAAGAGAACAACCAGUUUGAGACUGAAAAGAUAACCUCACGGAAAACACGAGCCCUUAAGACCAAAAUUAACAAUUCUAAUCUAACACAAAAACAAAACCUCGAAAUCCACAGGAGAGUUCACACUGGAGAGGAGCCUUACACCUGCAAACUGCGUAUUAAGAGCUUCUCACAGAAAGAAAGUUUAAUGACUCUGUGGGAGAAGUUUCAAAUGUAA
Molecule: messenger RNA, 458 nt
Organism: Rhinichthys klamathensis goyatoka
Lineage: Eukaryota; Metazoa; Chordata; Actinopteri; Cypriniformes; Leuciscidae
Product: zinc finger protein 782-like
Exons: 4
Coding region: 114-458 (114 amino acids)
Source: RefSeq, a predicted model, not a curated record